AUGUUCAUCAAACGAUCAACAAACGGACGCCCAUCAUUACCGCCUCGUCCAAAUGGCUUGCCUCCGGUCGGAAACCUCCUGUCUUUAGACCCCGACCUCCACACCUACUUUGCAACACUGGCCCAAAACUACGGCCCCAUCCUGACCCUUUGGCUCGGAAAGAAGAUUGGUAUUGUGCCAACUGUGACGUUCCGGUGGCCGGCAAGGAGGCGGCUCAGACAUAGUCUGGACACCGUAUGGACCCAAGUGGCGCAUGCGGAGGAAGCAACACCACCUUGGACUCCGUGUAUAGCCUCCGAUGCCGGGAACUACGUCAGACUAUUAAUUACUUGUACAACAGAGCUGGGUCGCCGGCGAGCAGAUGUUUCUGACUGUGGUACGGUGAAGGGGGAGGAGAGAAAGAGUCUUGGGGCGGAGUUCCGGCAAGUGGUGACGGAGAUGACGGAACUUUUGGGGAUUCCCAAUAUGUCGGAUUUUUAUCCGGGUUUGGCGAGGUUUGAAUUGCAAGGAAUCAAGAAGAAGAUGAAGGGUUUAGCAGAGAGGUUUGAUAGGAUCUUCGAGACGAUGAUUGAUUAA
Molecule: messenger RNA, 576 nt
Organism: Ilex paraguariensis (yerba mate)
Lineage: Eukaryota; Viridiplantae; Streptophyta; Magnoliopsida; Aquifoliales; Aquifoliaceae
Source: the annotation of a GenBank genome assembly